GAACGGGAAAGCAAGAAGCUAGAAGGCAAGCGAGGGAGGGUGAGUGAGGCAGGAUAUACAGUGGGAGGUAUAGCUGCUGAGACUGCAGGAGAAAGAGAGAGAGACGGGGAGAGAGAGAGACGGGGAGAGAGAGAGAGAGAGAGAGAGAGAGAGAGAGGUUGGGCUGAGCACUCGCUGCAAUCGAAGAGAGACCUGCAUCCCUCUUAGAUCCUCUGCAGCCCUCUCUAUCACACACACUUACACACAAAUACACACAAACACACACAUGCUCAACAGGACAGCAUCUCAGCGCCAAAGCCUGCACAGCCUGCACUUGUUCACUGCCUCCUGCGCUCCACUUCUCUGUUAAUAGUAACUGCGUCAGAGGUCGGAUAAGCUCCAUAAUGCCCGGGGAAACGCAGGGCUUGCUGGAUACAGACACAGAGCUUCCAGAUUUGUCCAGACAAGCAUCAAGCUCUACAGCAUCUACUCCGACAGACAGUGCCUCCAGUCCGUCGCCAUGCACUCCACCCAAGCUCUCCCCACAACGUAUCACCCCAUUUGGACCCCGCUUGGUUAUGUCCAAGCCAAACACUUUCACGAGGCCUCAACCAGAAGGUGCAAGCUUUGAUUCAGACAGGCGGACAACAGGCCGGCUAACAGGACGAUUCGGUACAUGCAGAAGGGGGCCGAUGAAAAUGGAGAGGAUUAAAGUUCUAACUGGGUCUGAGGUGGAGAGUGACUACCAAGAACCUGAGUCUAUGGAUACAAGGGUGGUUAUGGGGCAAGAAACAUUGCUGAAGAACAUGGAGACACAGAUAGGAGUCCUGCUAGGCAAAAAAGCAAGUAAUGAAGAAUCAAGUUCAGACAACAAACCCUUAGAUUCUUCUGCUCUUCCAAUGGAGAAACAGACCAUGGCAAUGGAGAAAGUUAAACUUGACACUGGUCAAGAAAGUCAGAAAUCUGACCAGGAUACGUCUUUAACCCACAACCCUGGACAGGAGAGAGGCUGGGAUGAGCUGCUUGAAUGCUCAGUUCUGGAAUCCAAAGCAACAGAUACUGAGCUAAAAAACAACCUUUUCCCAGAUGAUGAGGGGAAUGUAUUACCUUUAUCUCAGGGUGAAGUGCCUUCCUUAUCCUUUUCUGAGCCCACCUACCCAGUUGACCCACAACGCAUUGGUGUCCUUCCUGGUCUGGACCCAGAUCGUUAUUACACAGCACCUUCCACCCCUAUUAAGAUGGCCUACUGCUCACAUCCCAAGCAACAAUGGCAACCAAGCAGCUCAAGCCCAGGUCCUGGUUCUCCAACUGAUGAAUCGGAUCUAUGUUCCCCUCCCACUUCUCCCUCUGGAUCCUACAUGACUGCUGAAGGUGGCAGUUGGACUUCCUCUUAUACCUCUGGGACCUCACACUCCUGUUCACCAAACCUGAUUGCGGAAGCUGAAUUGCAGGAAGUGUCUGCUUGCUAUGUGGGCUCGCUUUCUGAAAUUGGGGAUGAACUGGGAGAUGAACGACAUGUAACUGAGAGAGAGCACUGUUAUUGCAAACCUGCUAUGCCAGAACUGGUUGAGGGCGAAGAACAUGAGGAAGGAAGGGUGAGGAGGGAGAAUUGUAGACCACACUGGGUGACUGAUAAUGAUUCCCCACACGAGAGCAGUGGCAGAAACACAGACUCAGAAGAUGGGGUAGAGGGAUCUGAGGUCUCCUUAGUCCAAGCAGAAAUUCAGAGAGCCACUGAUAUAACCCAGUCUUUGGAUGAUCCAGAUCAGGACCUAGAUUUGGACUUUGAUGUCUGCAUUUCAGAGCACUUUUCUAGACAGGAUGCCCCGCUUAGCGUGGAGGAAGACUUUCCUUCAGAUUUGGCAAGUUCUUCUCUGUUCAGUCACCAACUCACAACAGCUUCAACCCCCUUGGAAACUGAAAGCCUGACCCCUGCUACUUGUUCAUCAGAGGUGUCAGACACUGACAAUAACAGCUUAUAUAGUGAGAUGGGAUCAUCUGCUCUGUUUUUUCAAGGGUGCACCAUGGAGGAUGUAUCUGUGGUGGAUGGGAUGUUUCCUGCUUCCAAGCUCCCUGUCCAUGCAAGCUUGAUAUUCCAGGCCGAUUCAAUGGAAAUUACACUAUUUCCUACAGAUGAGGAGCCGGACAAUGAUGUGGAUGCAUACGCUGCUGGGGAGGAAGAAGGUGAUGUGGAUGAGUAUGACGAUGAAGAUGAUGUUGACAUAAAUGGCGACAGUGAUUUGGGUGAGCAAAUAGACGCCAUAAGGAUUGGAGAAAGGCGUGUAGACGAGCCAAAGGAAGAAGAUACGUCUGCAUCUUUCUUAAAUUCACUUUCAGAGAACUCAAUAAAUGAAGGAGUUGAUGAGUCAUUUGCUUAUCAGGAUGACACAGAGGAUUCAAUUGAUUCAACCUCCUGUAAUGGAGAUGACGAUCACCUGUACAGUACAGAGAGACAUGCUGAGCUUACUCAGCAAUUUCCUGGGCAAGAUGAUCAUGUGCAACCAAUAAUCCAUGCACAACCAGAAUCUACUGGAAGUGAAAGUGAAAUGGACAUCUCUUCUGGAUCCUCUGGGCCUAAUUUAAUAGUUCAUCAUUAUAUGCCAGUAUCUACAGCAAAUGAUGAAGACAUGAGCACAACCAGAAAAUCAGAGGAAUCAACUGCAGAUAAAGUAGUUUCUACAAGUGAUGUUAAAGAACAAAGUGAGAGCACAGAUCUACAGGACACAGUAGAGACAGAAAAUACACCCUCUGUGGAGUCUCAACAGACAGUUCAGAUCAACACUCAAGACUUAGAAAAUCAAGCUAAGUUAAAACAGCUAGAUGAAAUAUUACAAACAUGCCAAAAACCAGUUCUUUGUAUGCUUGGUGCAACAGCUGCAGGCAUGAACUAUGAGUCAAAUAUUCAAGAACUAGAUGAAAAAAAUAGAAACAACUCUGAAUUUAUGGAUACAUCACUCCGGCUUGAUGAUACAGAAACAAAUGAUCUUAACAAAGGAGUUCCUUUGCUGUCUUACCCCAAGGAUGACUGUAGCCCCACAAACAUACCAGUUUGCGCCUAUCCUGAGUUGUCUGAUGUACCAGAUAACUUAAUUCCUGUUGAUAUUUCCCCAUCUGAACACUCCCUUGACCAAGACAAUCUCGCAGAAAAUCAACCUUGCACUGAUGAUGUAAGUCAUGGCUCUUUAAACAUGUCCUACCGCAUGUUAGCCAUUUCACCGAAGAAAGAAAACUCUCAAAGCAGCCUGACAGAACAGAGUGUUUUGCCAGAAGGUUGGGAUCCAGUAGCGCCCCUGUCUUUGGUAAAGUGCUGUGGAUUUGAUGCAGACAAUGUACUCAUGUGUGAGAUAGCUGGAUCACUGCACAACAAGGGCUUAUCUGUAACUUCCAACUUUGCAGCUGGAGAUAACAUCAUAGCUGACAUUGAGGACAACAGCUACUCUGACUUGCCAGAAAAGAUGACAAAUAAUGAAACCGGCUCACUAGAGCCAAAUUUGGCACCUUGGAAAUCCAUUGAGGACCUGUCAGAGGCAGGAGGGGGUGAGGAUGAUGCAAACAACCUUCAAAAUCCUGAAAAUAAUGCACUUUUACAACGUUAUUCUGAAGAAAUUCUGGUAACCUCAUGGAAUGACCCAGAAAAGACUCCACCCGGUAUUCCAAGUACACAAUCAACACUUGUGUCAUUAAAUUUCCUUUCACAAGAUGGGAAAGAUGAAAAAGAUCAAACUCAUAACACUGAGUUUAACAUUCCUGGGGAACCCACAUCAAGCAAAUGCAAAGAAAAGAGUUCUGACGUUUCUCUAACACAGCCCUUGGAAGGCCUGGGAUCAGCUCAAGAAGUUGCUGGAGCUCAGAUUUCUGCUUCAACAAGAUUAUACAAACAAAAUGAUAAGUGUAGGCCAACAGAGGUUUCUGAUAUAUCAAACAACCUAACAGUUUAUGAAGCCCCCAAACAAAUUUGCCAUGUAAAUACAGAUUCUACAGCCUUGGAAAACAACACCGUAUUUAAGUUGCAAGGAGGGUCGUUUGGCACUUUUGAUUUCAGAAAAAGAUUCAGUGACUCAAAACCUGGUAAUUUCUCACUGAAAAAUGCUCUAGAACUUAAAAAGACUGCAAUGUGUUCUCAUGAGGGGGUAGGAAGUGAAGAAAAUAUUCAAGAUAUUAUACUGUCUGAUGGAAUAGUAAACAAUCAAACCGAUUAUGGUGGUCAAGUGGCUCAGAGUCUGUUAAGUCAACCAAAGGUAGAAAUGACCUUUGAUGAUCUAAAAACAAAAGAGGACAAAGAGACAUGUCUAAAUGUGAAGGUAAACGAGGAUGACGAAAAGCAAACUCAUCUUUUGGAAAAAAACAAAGAGGACACAGAGGUUUUACAGAAAUCGAUUUGUCAUGAGAGGAAAAAAACUGACUCAGAUUGUGGCGUUAUACCAAAGAAACCCGUCAUAGUUGACAGCAGUGGAGCAGUUGCUUGCAGAAAGAAAAAGAAAGAGACACACAAAAAAGAAAGUAUAAUCACGACUCAAACCAGUCAAACUGCUGACACUGGUAACCAAUUAACUCAAGAGACUCAACAGGAAAUACAGCCAAAAUAUUCCAGCAAAACUCCAGCAGUAAUCUCCAACACCAGUACUUCAGAAAAAAAGCCUGCUGUCACAGAAUCAGUGGGUUUGUCAGAGACAAAUGGUCUUGCCAAGUCAGAACAACAAGAAGCACUUGAUCAUAGCUCCUUACAAGGGCUUAAAUCUCACAAAAGCACACAAGACGUCAACGAUGCUCGUGUCAGGGACAGGUUUGCUUUUGGAACAGAUAGUUCAGAACAUCCACAGAACAGGCGUCCACAGAACUCAUCUACAGUUUUACUGGAGGAGGACCUUUCUAUGCCUAUACAGGAGUCACAGUCAUUAUUUGAAAGUUCUAGCAUGAGUAAUCUUUACAUUUGUACCAAACAAGCCCAAAAUAAUAGGCCAUCUCAGCAGAAGUCCAACGUGGAACAGCCAGCUAUUGAGUCAAAGGAAGUUUCCUUUCCUAUACAAGACACAAACCAAAGGGUCAAUAAACAGUCAAAAUUAAGGUCAAAGAUACAUCGAGCAGGGAACCCAGAAGUAGGUUCCUUUAUUGAAACUGACAGUGAUGGUUCGAUUCCGGAACUGGAAGAGCCAGACGUAAGUCUUCAGAGGCCCUCAGACCCACAGAUAUCACACACCACCACUGAGGAAUCAGUGAGUAAAACUAAGCAGAGUAGAAGUGAGAAGAAGGCACGAAAGGCUAUGUCAAAGCUUGGACUAAAACAGAUCCAUGGAGUGACUCGCAUUACCAUCAGAAAGUCCAAGAACAUCCUGUUUGUUAUUACACGCCCAGAUGUCUUCAAAAGCCCUGCAUCUGAUAUCUACAUAGUCUUUGGGGAAGCGAAGAUUGAGGACCUGUCACAGCAGGUGCACAAAGCUGCUGCAGAGAAAUUUAAGGUGCCCCUCGACCCCUUACCUUUGACUCCUGACAUCAUACCCAGUCUCACCAUUAAAGAGGAAAGUGAAGAGGAAGAGGAGGUGGAUGAGAGUGGACUGGAACAAAGAGAUAUUGAGCUGGUGAUGGCUCAGGCUAACGUUGGCCGUGCUAAGGCUGUCCGUGCACUACGUCACAACAAAAAUGACAUUGUUAAUGCUAUUAUGGAGCUAACCAUGUGAGAAAAGAGGUCUUGCCUGUCCCUUGCUUCUCUUUCUGGCAUAGCCAUCAUCGCCCGUCCCAGUAAUGCUGCUACACUGUACCUUCAAUAUUCCAUACUUGCUGAAUAAACUGUAAAACAAAAUAAUA
This is a messenger RNA of Trichomycterus rosablanca, 5781 nucleotides long. RefSeq names its product NAC alpha domain containing (gene nacad). Bases 384 to 5654 code for a protein of 1756 amino acids. The transcript has 8 exons. Gene Ontology annotation, cellular component: cytoplasm; nascent polypeptide-associated complex. The record is from RefSeq and is a predicted model, not a curated record. NCBI's taxonomy places the organism in Eukaryota, Metazoa, Chordata, Actinopteri, Siluriformes, Trichomycteridae. Gene Ontology annotation, biological process: protein targeting to membrane.